AUGAUUUUGUGCCAAUAUCCUAUCGAUCACAAAUAUAGUGGAGGAUGUAUAUGUAAAACAAGAUUAAGUAAAUCUGUAUUGCCCAAUUCAAAAGCCAUAUCUUCAAUAUUGAAAGCUCACAAUGAUUUUAGAGCUAACGUACACCCACCUUCAAAGGCUAUGUUUAAAUUGACGUGGAACAUGGAAGGGGCUCGAAAGGCAGAAACUUUGACGCGAAAAUGCAAAUUUGAACAUGAUUCUCCGGGAAGUAGAGCCAUAUCAAAUUAUGAGACAGGUGGUCAAAAUUUAUUCGAAGGGACAAAAUUAACACCUUGGGUGGAUAUCGUAAAUUCUUGGUACGAUGAGGUGAAAGACUUUAAUUUUGGAAACGAAUAUAGUCGUGGCGUCAUAGGUCAUUAUACCCAGCUAGUAUGGGGAGCCUCAAGAGAAAUAGGGUGUGGUAUGACGGAUUGCGGAGUAUGGAAAAUAUACGCUUGCAAUUAUUAUCCACCAGGCAAUUACGAACGUUCAUGGAUUCCUUAUGCAAUUUCAAAUGUCCGAUCUUGUAAGGGAUGUAAAGUAGGCACUGUAUGCAUUGACAAUGGACCCUACAAAGGCAUUCUAUUAGAAAGAUGUGAUACGUGGUACGAGUAUGAGGAUUCUGUUGAUACAAAAGAAUAUAACUCAAAGAAAAAGGUGUCUUAUAAAGGAAAAACUUCGAAAAAGAAAUAUAAGAAAAAGAAAAGGAAAAAUGCGGGAACUUCUCCCUUAUAUUUCAUAAGGAACGAGUAA
Molecule: messenger RNA, 771 nt
Organism: Gordionus sp. m RMFG-2023
Lineage: Eukaryota; Metazoa; Nematomorpha; Gordioida; Chordodea; Parachordodidae
Product: cysteine-rich venom protein VAR7-like
Exons: 7
Coding region: 1-771 (256 amino acids)
Cellular component (GO): extracellular region
Source: RefSeq, a predicted model, not a curated record